Molecule: messenger RNA, 498 nt
Organism: Adineta ricciae
Lineage: Eukaryota; Metazoa; Rotifera; Eurotatoria; Adinetida; Adinetidae
Source: the annotation of a GenBank genome assembly
AUGCUGAUUUGCAAUUGUAAAUCGAUCGUACCAAUCAAUACAACUUUCUCCACGAAAAGCUUUCAAACAUCAAUCUAUGCGACUGAUUCAAUUACCGUAUCAGAGUUCACUACAGUGACUACGAGUACGCAGUCAUCGACAACUGUCCGAAAUGAAGAGACAACCACUGUGUCCGAUCACAAACCAUAUGUCUUCCAGUCGAAUUUCAGUCGGAAUAAUGAUUCUAUCUUUGUUUCUCUUUAUUCAAAUUCAUCUGACACCUAUAUUGCUGUUAACAAUACAUUCAUUGAUAUGCAGAAUAGUAGUCAUCCAUGUGUUCUUUCGUUUAGUGAACGGUCAUUUCAUUCCCACGAACAUGUCGUGUCAACAAUUGUUAUUGAUUUCAAUGGGACACUGACACGUGACUUGGCUGUUCAGCUCGGUGAUCGUUUAAUAGAUAUUAUCGAUCUGUUAAUGACAGUUCGAUCGAUGAUUCAUGAGAAUAUUACAGUCCACUGA